AUGAAUCAAGGAACAACUGCUGCAGUUCGAACACCAACAGGAUGUACAACACCGUUUGAAGUGGUAACUGGAGUAAGACAAGGGGCGGUGGCAGAACCCUUCCUGUUAAAUUUCGCCACCGACGAAAUGCGUCAUGACAUCAACAUGUCAUACUCCAAGCCGAUCACGUUCACACAAGAAACAAAAUACCUCAUCCGAAAGCCCAGAGCUGUUUCGGAUGUCGCAUUCGAGUCCGACCACACCCCAGUUCUUCUCAGCUUAAUCACUUGGUUCCAGAAAGGAAGUAGAGGAGUUUCAUAUCAACCGAAGCUUAACAUGGCACGUCUGAAAGAUGUGGAAUAUAGAAUGAAAUUUGGCCAACUAACGUCGAUUGAUAUUGAUAGUACAGCCGAAAUGGAGGAGCGUUAG
Messenger RNA from Necator americanus (New World hookworm), 408 nucleotides. RefSeq lists its product as uncharacterized. The transcript has 2 exons. The record is from RefSeq and is a predicted model, not a curated record. Bases 1 to 408 code for a protein of 135 amino acids. NCBI's taxonomy places the organism in Eukaryota, Metazoa, Nematoda, Chromadorea, Rhabditida, Ancylostomatidae.